Messenger RNA from Arabis nemorensis, 609 nucleotides. Lineage: Eukaryota; Viridiplantae; Streptophyta; Magnoliopsida; Brassicales; Brassicaceae. The record is from the annotation of a GenBank genome assembly.
AUGGCUAAUGAGGAAGAAGUGAAGUAUAACGCGUUUCUUGAGAAAGUCAAGCGUACUGUGUUUGUAGACGAACUCACGCCUCUUGCCUCAAAGUCGGUUUUGGAAUCUGCUUUCAAUCAGUUUGGGACUGUCGAGGAUGUGAUCUUAGUACCAAACUACUUGGGUCCAAAGGAGAUUCCAAUGGGUGUUCUGGUUGUAAUGCAGACUGAAGAAAAGGCAAAGGCUAUUCUCGAUACUUUGUCGCAAUUUCCUUUCAUGGUUGCUGGAAUUCCUAGGCCUGUGAGAGCCAAGCCUGCUAAGCCUGAGAUGUUUGCUGAUCGCCCAAAGGAGCCCAGUAGAAGGGUCCUUUGUCGCUGGAUUGACCCGAAUGAUCCUGAUUUCGAAAACGCCAAGAAAAUUAAGCGGCUUGUUCAGAAACAUACUGCUGAAGCUGCGUUUGUCCUCAAGAACCAGCUUGAUGAGGCAGAGAAGCUGGCUACUAAGCAAUCUGAGACGGCGACAGCGCAUCACAAGAAGUUUGAGAUGAUGUAUAAACUCUUUCACGAUGGUGUUGCUGAGAAACUGGCUAAUCGUUACAACAUCAACAUGAGAUCUUUUCCUUAUCGUUAG